Daldinia caldariorum is the source of this 705-nucleotide messenger RNA. RefSeq names its product PAP2-domain-containing protein. The record is from RefSeq and is a predicted model, not a curated record. Gene Ontology annotation, biological process: lipid biosynthetic process; protein N-linked glycosylation. Gene Ontology annotation, molecular function: dolichyldiphosphatase activity. The transcript is spliced from 2 exons. Gene Ontology annotation, cellular component: intracellular membrane-bounded organelle; endoplasmic reticulum membrane. Lineage: Eukaryota; Fungi; Ascomycota; Sordariomycetes; Xylariales; Hypoxylaceae. The coding region runs from base 1 to 705 and encodes 234 amino acids.
AUGUCUGACGAUCCGGUACCCUUGGCAUCUCUGUCGCUCACCCACGUCCACUAUGACCCGUCCGACCCCAUAUCGUACCUGUGCGCGUGGCUGGCCCUGAUCCCGCAGGGGCUCUGCGUCGUGUACGCGACGCUGAUCUGGUCGACGCGCGAGAUCGAGAUCGCGCUCCUGUUCGCCGGGCAGCUGGCCUGCGAGGCCCUCAACUUCGCGCUCAAGCGGCUGAUCAAGGAGGAGCGCCCGCGCCGCAUGAACGGCAAGGGCUACGGCAUGCCCAGCAGCCACGCCCAGUUCGUCGCCUACUUCGCCGUCUCGAUAGCCCUGUUCCUGCUCCUCAGACACCAGCCCCCGAGCCCGAGGGUCCGGAAGCGCAACCACACGCCCAUGAGCUUGCUCGAGCGGACCGCGUGGAGCGCGCUGGGGUUAGGCAUGGCCGCUGCGGUCGCGUGGAGCAGGGUAUAUCUGAACUACCACACCGAGAAACAAGUGUUCGUGGGCGCGGCCGCCGGAGUGGUGAGCGCUGUGGGUUGGUUUAUCAUCACGACCAUCGUACGGCGGUCGGGCUGGUUAGCGUGGGCGUUGGACACUCCUAUAGCCAAGUUCUUUCGCGUGAGGGACCUUGUCGUAGAGGAAGAUCUAUGCCAGGCUGGCUGGGAGAAAUGGGAUGAUAAGAUGACGGCGCAGAAAGUUAAGCGGAAAGAUAAAUAA